AUGAAAUUAGCAUUAGCCUUACUUUUUGUUAUAGCAAAAAAUAUAUUCUGUCUCCAUUUAUAUGGUACAGAUACUUCUUUAUCUGAAAAUCCUAUUAGAGGACCAGGAGGUAGGACAGUUAGUAUAGAGUUCAAAGUCUAGUUUGCUCCUCAUGUAACUCCCUACGUUUUGAUUUCAUAUUCUAAGUUUCAUUUCUCGAUGGCUAAAAUAAAUCACUAUAAGGCAACUGUUGUUGGUGUUACAAAUAAAGGAUUUUCUAUCAUUUAUGAAACUGAGACAUAAAACAUGGAGUUUGGAGCUGAUGUUGAGUGGUUAGCUUUUGAUGAUACAAGCGAUUUCUUUGGAGAGGUUUAGUACAUAGAAGAAUAUGAUACUGGUUUUUUGAAAGAAUUCUACAAAACAGGAGAUGAGCAUAGAAUGUAGCUUAAAGAUGUCAAAUUCUAAAGAACUUAUUUGAGAACUCCAGGAGUAGCAAUAUAUGUGAUUGGAGCAUCAAACGAUGGUAUAGAGAGAUUAGUGAGUGCUAAUUACACUGAUGCUUCUCCUUUUUCUUUUACUUUACAAGUAUUGGCCUGGCAUCACACAGAGUUAACAUAUUACAAAUUUGCAAUUUUGGUAAUUCUUUCAAACUAUAUUACAUUUUAAAUAUUUUUCCAAAUAAUAAAAAGACAUACUAUAAAGAUGAAUGCUUGCAGAAAACAGGAAGAGAAUACGUAUGGAAUGAAGAGCAUCAUAAAUUUAGACCUCAUCCAUGGAAUUAGAUCCACUUAUAUAGUGAUAAAGACUUCCGUCAUAUGCAUUAUGACUUUCCUAUCCAACAUGAAAAUAGCAAAAACUUUAGACCUGAUUUCAUCUAUACUGGUUUUGUUGGAUAUGACAUCAAAAAUUAUCAGUAAAAUAGCGCAGAAUUUAAUUUAGCUCUUAGAAAUGUUGAAGUAACCAAAAAAGAAAUAAAAAUGGAUGUAGGUACUUGGAACAAAACUUAAGUUGCAGGAGCUCAAUGGAAUUAUGUAGUAUGCGAAACUAAUGGAGAUUUUGUUAGCUAAAGAAAGCUUACUCUUAUAUAAAAAAUUGUAAUUGGUGUUGCUGUCGUUGCUAUGCUAAUUACUUUUGUUAUAUUACUAUUAAAAAUCCCUAAAAUGCUAAAAAAAUAAAAGAAAGUCAAAGAUCUUUGAUUAAAUAAAUUAUUUAUCUAUUUUUUAAUUUGUUCAUGUAAUGUAAUAUUUCAUAUAUUAAGACUUCUUGCAUAUUUUAAUAAAAUAAUUAUAACACUUUUUAAACUGCUAACUGAAAGAUUAUUAUAGUAAAAACCAUAAAUAUCAAUAAAAUAGAAGUUAUAGUAUAUUUAAUGAAAAUCUUAGAAAAAAAAAUAAAAUCUUACAUAAAAUAUUUUAAAAAAAUACAAAUAAUUAAACAUCAAGCAACAAAAAAUCAGCAUAUAAUUUUGUAUUAAUUAAAUAUAAACCAAUUUACUUUUUAUUAUUCAUUAUAAAAAUUUAUUAAAAGUUGUUAAAUUGA
Tetrahymena thermophila SB210 is the source of this 1518-nucleotide messenger RNA. RefSeq names its product H-type lectin domain protein. Gene Ontology annotation, molecular function: carbohydrate binding. The record is from RefSeq and is a predicted model, not a curated record. Lineage: Eukaryota; Ciliophora; Oligohymenophorea; Hymenostomatida; Tetrahymenidae. Gene Ontology annotation, biological process: cell adhesion. The transcript has 3 exons.